AUGUCGUUCCUCGGUGUAUAUCGGGCCAUUUACGACUAUGUGCCCCAGAGCGAGGGCGAAUUGACCCUCACCGAAGGAGACUUGCUGUUUGUUUUGGACAACAGCUCCGAUGAUGACUGGUGGAAGGCAAAGAAGAAGGCCACUUCCGACGAGGAUGACGAGCCAGAGGGUCUGAUCCCGAACAACUACAUUGAAGAAGCGCAUCCUCUAUACCAAGCGAAAGCCCUAUACGAUUACACCAAGCAGACCGAUGAAGAGCUCUCAUUCCCUGAAGAAGCGAGUUUGGAUGUCUACGACACGUCAGAUGACGAUUGGACGCUUGUUGGCUUAAACGGUCAAUAUGGCUUUGCUCCUGCUAUCUACAUCGAAAAGGCUUCAGCUGGCUCUGCCGCAGCUGCCGUGCCAUCCGCCCCUGCCAUGCCUACACGACCACAAAUCGCCCAGCCCGAGCCCGAGGAGGCUGAGUGGAACGAGUCUCCACCAGAGAGUCCCGCAAGGAAUCCCGCUGCUGCUCUCGCAGGUAUCAUUGCACAAAGGACUGGCCAAUCGCAAACUCAGGCUCGUUCAUAUCAAGCACCCAUGGACCGCGGCCUUGCUUCGCCACCACUGCCAUCACGACCACAAUACACCCCCGACGAGUCUGAAGAUGAGCCCACGCCCAGCAUGCCUCCGCGACCAAUCUCGUCCGUAUCACGCGAGCCCGUCCGUUCGCCCGUGUACUCUCCGAUGGAACGCGAGCCUCAAGGAGUCACCACUUCUCUCCCAUACAACAGAGCAAUGGCUGUCGAAGAUGAGGAAGCUGCUCUCAGGUCGCCUGGCGGUUUCCGCCUAUACAAUAUUUCCGAGGUCGUCUCGCAUAUGGGAAAAAACAAGAAGAUGCCCAUUACCUUGGGUAUCAAUCUAGCGAAGGGAUUGGUGUCAUUGUCUCCCGCCAAAGCGCGAGAUGGGCCAUCACAAGAGUGGACGGCGGAUCGACUUUCCAACUAUUCGAUCGAGGGCAAGCACGUUUUCCUGGAUCUAGUUCGCCCUAGUAAGAGUGUUGAUCUUCAUGCUGGCGCAAAGGAUACUGCUCAAGAGAUUAUUGGCAUCUUGGGCGAAUUGGCUGGUGCUUCGAGAGCCGAAGGCCUCCGUGAGGUCUGGGCAGCCAGCUCUGGAACUGGUGCUGGCGGUAAAAAGAAGGGUACAAUGCUUUACGAUUUCAUGGCUCAAGGCGACGAUGAAGUAUCUGUGGCCAUCGACGACGAAGUUGUCAUCUUGGACGAUACAAAGAGCGAGGAAUGGUGGAUGGUCAGACGACUCAAGAAUGGCAAGGAGGGUGUCGUUCCCAGCAGCUACGUUGAGAUCACUGGCACUCUUCCAGAGCCAUCAUCAGCCUACACCGGCCUCAAUGCUGCCCGUUCUACCGUCGAACAAAAUAGACUCGAAGAGCAGCGCCUCACGAGAGACGUAAUGAGAUCGUCAACCAUUCACGACUCGGAUGAUGGAGGCCGGCCUGAGCGUCACAGCAGUCUGGCCAAAGACGACCACCGCAAGAGCAGGCAUAGCAAGAGUGACAAGAGUGAUAAACCUAAGCCGAACGCUGCAAGAGUGCGCACCUGGACAGACAGAUCAGGCUCUUUUAAGGUCGACGCCGAGUUCAUCGGCCUCAAGGAUGGCAAGAUACACCUUCACAAACAGAACGGUGUCAAGAUCGCCGUACCUGUCAACAAGAUGGCUAUCGAAGAUCUCGAAUAUGUGGAAAGAGCGACUGGUGUUUCUCUUGACGAAGACAAACCACUUUCAGAAAUCAAACGCAGAAGCACUGAAAAGAGGAAGGACCGACCAGAGAGACUUCAGCAAUCAGGUGCUUCGUCAGGCGUCGUUGUUGAACAGAAACCCGAAUACGACUGGUUCGAUUUCUUCCUCGGCGCUGGCGUCAAUCCUCAAAUCUGCGAGCGUUAUGCUGCUGCCUUCAGUCGUGAUCAGAUGGGCGAAGAGAUUCUACCUGAAGUUGACCCUCAGUUACUGCGCACGCUUGGUCUCAAAGAAGGAGACAUCCUUCGUGUUAUGAAGUAUCUCGACAACAAGUUUGGCCGCACUGGCCAGAAGAAGAACGUUAGCUUCGGCGAGGAAGAUGCCGAUGGUGCUGCAAAUGGUGAAGGUGGACUCUUCUCUGGACCUGGUGGAGCCUUGAGAAACAACACACGCAAGGGAAGACCUGCCCCUGCCGUUCAAACCAACGAUGUGAUCGAUGCCGACGCAUUCAAGCAGGAAGACGAGAUCUCAAAGGUCGAGACUCCUCUCGCUUCAGCCCCCGCCAGGCCCUCUGCCUCUACUGGAUUCGAUGAUGAUGCUUGGGACGUCAAGCCAUCAAAGACUGUCAAUACCUCCGAGCCUGCAGCUCCCGCACCGGCGAAGGUUCAGUCGCCACCGCCUGCUCCUGCCGCUCCUGAGCCACCGAAACUCACUCAAAACAUGUCAGAUCUGUCUUUGCUCUCGCCAGCACUUCAGCCGACACCCGCACCUCAGGCCGCGCCUCAAGCUGCUACCACACCUCAACAACAGCCAGCAAGAACAGGGGCCGACCUCGCAUUCUUUGACAAGCUCGCAGCACCUUCUCCUAUGCAGUCACAGAUGACAGGCAUGAGACAGCGUCCUGCAGCUCCGGCACAAAUGCAGACCGGCAGUUCGAUGAUCGCCCCACCUCCUCAGCGUGCAGCUUCCGCUCCUGGUUUACCUCAGCAAGGCUUUGCUCCCCCAGCACUUCAAUCUCAGAUGACUGGUUACCAAGCCCCUCCCGGCCAGAGUCUUCAGAGUUUGCAACAGCAGCAGCAAUUCCAGCAACAGCAACAGCAAAUGACUGGACUCCCUCAACAGUACCCAGGGCUUAUGGCUCAAGCCACUGGCUACAUGCAGUCGCCCCAGCAAAGCGGUUUCCCAGCACAGUACCAGAUGCCGCAAGCAACAGGCUAUGGCCAGCAACAGCCUUAUCUCAAUGGUCAGGCCACAGGCUCACCUUUCGCCGACCCUACCCCUCGUCCCAUUUUCCAAUCUCAGCCUACCGGUAUGGCUCAAUCCUUUACACCUGGCAUGCAACCCCAGCAAACAGGUUUCGGCAUGCCUCCACCCAUGCAACCCCAACAGACUGGUCUCCCGCCUGCCCUCCAGCCCCAACGCACAGGCUUCACACCUCAAAGCCAAUUCGGCCAGAGCUACGCCCAGCAACAGAAUGGCUAUGGUGGAUAUGGACAACAAGCACCCCCUUUGCCGCCUAUGCCGCCUAUGCCAGCUCAGCCCACAGGCCUGCAACCCCUUGUACCCCAAAAGACUGGUCCUCCCCCACCCGUCCGCUUCGGUGUACAGCCUGCUGCUAGACUCACACCUCAGCCCACUGGCAGAGCCAAUCUGUCAAAGGCAACACCGCAAAAUCCCUUUGGUUUCUAG
Molecule: messenger RNA, 3423 nt
Organism: Aureobasidium subglaciale EXF-2481
Lineage: Eukaryota; Fungi; Ascomycota; Dothideomycetes; Dothideales; Saccotheciaceae
Exons: 3
Coding region: 1-3423 (1140 amino acids)
Biological process (GO): regulation of actin filament polymerization
Molecular function (GO): identical protein binding; ubiquitin binding; cytoskeletal protein binding
Source: RefSeq, a predicted model, not a curated record